Molecule: messenger RNA, 597 nt
Organism: Annulohypoxylon maeteangense
Lineage: Eukaryota; Fungi; Ascomycota; Sordariomycetes; Xylariales; Hypoxylaceae
Exons: 1
Coding region: 56-589 (177 amino acids)
Source: RefSeq, a predicted model, not a curated record
GCCCAGGCGACCAAAAGAAAACGAAACAAAAACUAUCACAUCAAAAAACUCAAUAAUGUCAGAGAAGGGCUUUGAACUUUGCUCAAAUUUUAGUUUCCUUACGACGGAUACCAAUAUGACUCCUUCGACCAGCGCUACAGAGAUGGGCGACCUCAACAGCGAAUACAACUUUGACACCCAGAACAACAGAGCGACGGUACCAUGGCCUGGAGGGACCUACAUCAUCCGCGAUCCAAAAUCAAAUAGACAAAUAACUUUGGUGGAUGGUCAUAUCAGCAUGGAGCCUCACUUAGGUGACCAAGGGGGUUACCACUGGCAUUGCAUUUCCAAGGACGGAUGGCUUGGAUUUCGCAAUCCUAGCGACGGCCUACACCUCGGGCAUGACAACAAGGGCAACAUUGUUGCGAAUCAGCGACAUCAUUUAGGUUGGGAAUCAUUUGUCACCAGAGGGUAUCCCGAUGGUGGUCAAAUGAUAUAUACGAGGCAUGACAACAUCAAGUUACGGGUGAUUUCGAACUUGGAGGGAUACAAACUUGGGUACCACAGUGAUGAAAAGAAUGGGAUCGUGUGGGAGUUUAUAAAGGUGUAAAGGUUGAG